This is a messenger RNA of Paracoccidioides brasiliensis Pb18, 1446 nucleotides long. RefSeq lists its product as uncharacterized. Bases 1 to 1446 code for a protein of 481 amino acids. Gene Ontology annotation, biological process: biosynthetic process. The transcript is spliced from 4 exons. Gene Ontology annotation, molecular function: pyridoxal phosphate binding. The record is from RefSeq and is a predicted model, not a curated record.
AUGAGUUUCUCAGGUCGUCGACUCUCGCUCCUGAGCCCCUCCCAGAACCGCCGCUUCUCUGCCAGCAAAGAGCUUUCUCAGAACGAGAAGUCCUCCAAAACCCACCGUCAAUUCCGAGAUGCACACGAAGGCCACCGUCCUCACGCCGGCCUAGACGCAACCCGCGCCUCGACCGGCGUCGUUUGGACCACCGAACGAGCUUCUGAACACGGGUUCCUUGAAGACCCUUCCUCAUGGGCGAAUCUAGGUCAGGGUGCUCCUGAAGUGGAUGACAAUAUUGCUGGAAGCUUUCCCCGUCCCACCUCGAUCCCUAUAACUUCCGCAGUCCGUGAAUAUGGGCCAACGGCUGGCAUCAAGCCGCUUCGUGCAGCUGUUGCGAGGUUGUAUAACGAGCAUUACCGACAGGGAAAACAAGGCUAUACCUGGGAGAAUGUCUGUAUCGUUCCUGGUGGGAGGGCAGGGUUGAUUCGGAUUGCGGCAAUAUUGGGCAAUUCCUAUCUGUCGUUCCCCAUCCCAGAUUAUUCGGCGUACUCGGAGAUGUUGUCACUGUUCAAGAAUUUUGCUGCGGUUCCAAUGCCCUUAUCCGAAGCGGACGGGUACCAUAUACACCCUGAUAAGAUUGCGGAGGAGAUUGCUCGAGGUACUUCAGUCCUGUUGACGUCCAACCCCCGGAACCCAACAGGUCAUGUUGUCAAUAAUCCUGAGCUGGCUAAGAUCCAAGAUAUCUGUCGCGGAAGGGCAACCCUGAUCUUGGAUGAGUUCUACGCCGGGUAUAAUUAUAGUAAUGGCUGCGAUGGCUCAACUACUAGUGCAGCAAUGAACAUCGAAGAUGUUGACACCGAUGACGUCCUUAUCAUCGACGGUCUGACCAAGAGGUUCCGCCUCCCUGGCUGGCGAAUCGCCUGGAUCCUAGGGCCCAAGGAAUUCAUCGAAGCCCUUUCCUCCGCCGGUUCCUAUUUGGACGGCGGUGCCAAUGUCCCCUUCCAAGAGGCCGCAAUUCCAAUGCUGGAACCGUCUCUUGUCCGUGCAGAAAUGAAAGCGCUGCAGGUCCAUUUCCGCGACAAGCGGGACUACGUGCUAGGGCGCCUGAAGGACAUUGGGUUCCAGAUUAAGGAUAUACCAGAUGCUACAUUCUAUAUCUGGCUUGAUCUCACUGCGCUGGAUCCUCCUCUGCCGGCUUCAGCAAACAUCUCGGAUGGUCUGAAUUUCUUCAACGCCCUGUUGACUGAGAAGGUGAUUGUUGUUCCUGGCAUAUUCUUCGACCUGAACCCGGCGAAAAGACGGGAUUUGUUUGACAGCCCCUGCCAUCACUUUGUCCGGCUCAGUUAUGGGCCACAUAUGGACGUUUUGAAGCGAGGGUUGGAUGGUAUUGAGAGGGUCAUUCGCCGCACGAGGGGGGAGACCGUUGUCACAAAUUUGGAGGACGAAAGUGCUGUUCAAGAUUAA